Molecule: messenger RNA, 1239 nt
Organism: Pseudophryne corroboree (corroboree frog)
Lineage: Eukaryota; Metazoa; Chordata; Amphibia; Anura; Myobatrachidae
Product: selenoprotein Pb-like
Exons: 5
Coding region: 363-1154 (263 amino acids)
Biological process (GO): selenium compound metabolic process
Cellular component (GO): extracellular region
Molecular function (GO): selenium binding
Source: RefSeq, a predicted model, not a curated record
CCACCGGGUCCUCGAUUCGGCACUAUUUAGCUCCCCAUUCUGCCCACUUUCCUUGGAAGUGGGCAGAAUCCGGGACGGGUGCCCACUCUUCCAGGGCUUCGGGGUACUACCCGAGAAACAGGGUGUCUCCCGCAGAAUCCGGGAGAGUAGGCAAGUCUGCUGCAGACACAUAAGGAAGUGCUUCUUACCCUGCUAAAUCCCUGAUUCCUGAUCUCCAGUGCUCAAACCAGCCGCCUCUGCCAGACUCACCGCAGCCCCUUACCUCAAGCGGGGACCGGACACCCACCGCCGCAGCACCGCCAUGACCCGAACAGGGAGACCCCGGGACCCAGCGCCAAUGAUACAUUGAGGGUCCAGUCUCCAUGAUGGGGGGCUCAGCUCUUUUUAUGACCACCCUCCUGGGACUCCUGGCUCUGGUUUCCUCAUCACUGAAUGAAACGUCCAUCUGUAAGCCGGCCCCUCAUUGGAGUAUUGGUUCCGAGGUGCCCAUGGGAAAGUCCUACGGCCAAGUCACGGUCGUGGCUCUUCUUCAGGCAAGUUGCGGCUUUUGCCUUAUCCAGGCCGCCAAUAUGGGGCCCUUGCGUGACAAGCUGACCAGCCAGGGACUCACAAACAUCAGUUACAUGAUUGUAAACGACCAGAGUUCUUUUUCAAAGUUGCUGUUUGAAGAGUUGAAGAGAAGGGCUCCAGAGGGCGUGCCGGUGUACCAGCAACUGCCAAAGCAGGACGACGUGUGGGAUAUUCUUGAUGGAAAUAAGGACGACUUCCUGAUUUAUGACAGAUGCGGCCGUCUCACCUUUCAUAUCCGACUACCUCACAGCAUCCUCCACUUUCCCUACGUGUAUGCCGCCAUUCACCAAACCUAUUAUGAAGACUCGUGUCAAAAUUGCAGCUUUUAUGCAAACAUCACCAAUAACGCAACGAAAAACGCCACUGUCGAUAAUUCUACGGAUGGGAAAACUGAACAAGAGUCGAGUCAUAAAAAGACCCAAAACUCUGGUGAGAGUCAUGACCACAGCAAUCACAGCGGGGGCCGCGAAGAACGUGACCAUAAAUCUCAUCCUGCAACCAACAGGAAGGGGGAGAACCAGCAAAAACAUCAUCCAAUCAACAAUAACGGGCCACAAAAUGUCAUCAACCAUAAUGGAUCAUAAACUCAAUGAUACAAAAUGUAAGAGACCAGAAAUCUCACUAUCUGGUCAACCGUAUUGGACCAUAAACUCCAUUAUAGACACAGUA